This is a messenger RNA of Octopus bimaculoides (California two-spot octopus), 755 nucleotides long. RefSeq lists its product as uncharacterized. Lineage: Eukaryota; Metazoa; Mollusca; Cephalopoda; Octopoda; Octopodidae. The record is from RefSeq and is a predicted model, not a curated record.
AUAUCCAGCCAUUGGGAAAAUAUUGCUUGGAAACAGGUGAGGGUUGGUGACAGGAAAAGCGUUCAGCUGAAUAAAUCUGCUUCAAUGAAAUCCAUCUGACUCAUGCAAGCAUGGAAAAAGGAGAAGUUUAAAGGGUGACGAUGAAGAUUAUGUCUACAUUUGCAUGUAAUGUAUGCAUACCCUAGUGCUAUACAACAAGAACAACAACAACUUGCAUCUUCAGGAAGAUAAUUGUUGUUUGGUAAAGAAGACAUCGGCUACGUUACCAACAAGUCAUGAAGAAAUGCGGUCUGGACAAGCAAGGCAUUGGUGGGGCCGAACAUCACAGCAGUGGUGUUACUUUGCGCAAGGCAUCGCAGAGCAGCUUGAACGACGUCCACGACGACGAUGGUAACUCUUUGGAAAACAUGGACUUUCUUUCUUGCAUGCUGCCAUAUGAUGAAGAAAUUGCUGAGACAAAAAAGUCUGUAGAACGGAUAUUGGGAGAAGUAAAUGCUGAAUACCAUCAACCCCUGUCACUGGAAACUGACUUGCAGAGAUUUGAAGAACCCCUUCUCCGUUUGAGGACUUUCUUGGACAAUAACCGGGACCCUCCCAAUAGUUCUACCCCAGCUGUCAAUGGACCAUGUAAAGAUCCAAUCCAAGCUAUGAGAGCGUUUCUUGAUCGUUAAAUGUUUAAAGUGUUGCAAGAGAUGAUUCUUCUAAGUUUUUUUUUGUUGUAUUUGUUUUUAUUAAAUGCUGAUAUGUUCCUGUUA